Molecule: messenger RNA, 882 nt
Organism: Didymosphaeria variabile
Lineage: Eukaryota; Fungi; Ascomycota; Dothideomycetes; Pleosporales; Didymosphaeriaceae
Exons: 2
Coding region: 1-882 (293 amino acids)
Source: RefSeq, a predicted model, not a curated record
AUGCUCAUCUCUGUUGUAGCAGGUCUGGCCUUUUUCUUUGUCACGCUUUUCCAAUGUCAUCCGAUAUCAUAUUUCUGGGAUGACUAUUCACAAAGCGGAACUUGCGUCAACAUCGACAUCAUUGUUGCGCUAGGCUACCUGUACAGCUGCUUCAGCAUUAUAUCGGAUUUCACGUUCGCGAUCCUACCAGCUUUCCUGGUCAUAGGAUUACAGCUCAAGCGCAGAACCAAGAUCGCGCUGAUCCCCCUUUUGGCUAUGGGCUGCAUCGCAAGUGCUGCUGUAGUCGCCCGCGUCCCAUACAUGAAGAAUUUCCGGUCAAGGGAUUUCCUGUGGGAAACGACGGACAUUGCAAUCUGGUCAACCGUCGAGCAGGGCCUAGCCAUCACCGCGGGUAGCCUGGCCACCAUCCGCCCACUCUUCCAGCUCAUCUUAACCAGGCUUGGUCUCACCACUCAGCGGUCUACAUUACCCCUCACUCCGUACGGAAAUCGAUCGGGUUCACAUGCAUUCCAUGAGCGACGACCUUCGGGCGCCAAGAAACUCGACAUGUACACACUCUCUGCGGACGCCGAAUCUGGAACAGUUAGAGAAGGCAGCACUGAUCUUGUGAUCAGUGAAGGGCCCGGAAAAGAACUUCCUAAGACAGCUAAUUGGUGCGAGGUGCAACUCCAGAAGAUCAAGAGAGGCUCUAAGAUUGCUCCGCCAACUAGGAAGGACAGUGACAGUGAUAGCGAAAAAAGUUUGAGGAUGAAAGAGAGCAAGAGCGAUCAUGAACGGACUGGCUCGGAUGAACGGUCGAUGCAGAUUAUGGUCGAGAGGAGUUUCUUCGUCACCGAUGCAGAGAGGAAGAGUUACGUAGAGCAGCGGGAUCACACGGGGUGA